UGGCGAUGGACCGGAAGUCUCAUUAUUUUAGCCUGGAAGAAAUGUUCCCGGGGCAGUGUAAUGGUCGAAAGGGCAGACUGGUGAAGGAUAGGAUCAGAGAUCGCAUUCGAAAAUCAAACGUCAGAACCAAUAUCCCAGACCCAGUGGAUGUCAAAUUAAUCGUCUCACCACUGCUGUGCGAUUUUGGAGCAGCCAUAAACGACGCUGAAGCGGCAUCCGCUCUUCUCCGAUUCGCCAUGGCGUACCGAAUUCAAGUUCGCGAUCACAGGGCACCGCUCACUACUCCCAGGCUGUGUGACAGUUUAAAGACCGUGAUAGAGCUACUUCUCCGGCAUUACAGCGACCAUAUCCCAAUGGAGCCCAAGUACUCGGAGCUGGGCAAGAUUACGCCCCCAGACAUGCUAUGGAUCCUGGUUCACACGGCUCACGACAGCAUGCUCCAUUUUCUGGGCUCUGCGCUGCAGGCUAUUGCAUGGUCAUGCGAGGGAACUCAGCGGGGCGUCUGCACCGAGCUCCUCUACGCAGUCGUCUCCUGUCGGCUCAGGGGUGUGCUCAAGACCAGUCGGCAAUGGCGGACGUUACAAUGUGCCAGGGCUCGGCAAAAUGGAUAUCGGUCCGGUUUCCAGGAAGAUCCAAGGGACCUACAGAGAGUCACUUGGCGACAGGUACUGUUCCUCCUUGGUCGGACUUCCGAGUGGAGAAUUGAGAACGAUGACUAUGCGUAUCCUCCUACGAUAGAGACGAGCUUUUAGAUGAAACCCGGCGAAAGUCAGAAUCCUAAACGAGAAUCGCCCCCGUGGAUCACAGUCACUCUGGGCUCAGUGUCCUGUUACCUUCCAUCACUUGUUACUUUCCGUCUCUUGUUCUAUCCUACUAACCAAGUAGCUGUGUCUUGUACCGUUGUUGUCACAAGUAUGUAGCCUUCCUGUGGUC
Kockovaella imperatae is the source of this 933-nucleotide messenger RNA. RefSeq lists its product as hypothetical. The transcript is spliced from 3 exons. The record is from RefSeq and is a predicted model, not a curated record. Bases 6 to 752 code for a protein of 248 amino acids. NCBI's taxonomy places the organism in Eukaryota, Fungi, Basidiomycota, Tremellomycetes, Tremellales, Cuniculitremaceae.